AUGUCUGUAGUUCCAGCUUAUGUGUCGAUGAUGAUGGCCACCUGUUUGUUGUUCUCCAUUUCCUCGAGCACAGCCAACGUCGGUAGCACGGCAUGCCCGCAACCUGAGAAAGGAGAAAUGGGUCCUCCCGGCCACUCUGGGAAACCUGGAGUGAGGGGUCACAACGGGGUGAAAGGCAGCCCAGGAAUUGGGGGAUCUAAGGGUACAAAGGGAGACAAAGGAGAAAUCGGAAAAUCAGGCCCUCCAGGCAAACAGGGUCCAGCCGGUGUGGUUGGUCCACCUGGUAAGCAGGGAGUUACUGGUUCCCAAGGUCCGCCUGGAGAUACUGGAAUUCAGGGUCCACAAGGUCCUCAAGGUUCACAAGGGGCAAAGGGUGAAAAAGGCAUAAAAGUAUAA
Messenger RNA from Corticium candelabrum, 396 nucleotides. RefSeq names its product complement C1q and tumor necrosis factor-related protein 9-like. The record is from RefSeq and is a predicted model, not a curated record. Bases 1 to 396 code for a protein of 131 amino acids. The transcript has 6 exons. Lineage: Eukaryota; Metazoa; Porifera; Homoscleromorpha; Homosclerophorida; Plakinidae. Gene Ontology annotation, cellular component: extracellular matrix.